Molecule: messenger RNA, 1236 nt
Organism: Uncinocarpus reesii 1704
Lineage: Eukaryota; Fungi; Ascomycota; Eurotiomycetes; Onygenales; Onygenaceae
Exons: 5
Coding region: 1-1236 (411 amino acids)
Biological process (GO): cell wall mannoprotein biosynthetic process; protein N-linked glycosylation
Cellular component (GO): mannan polymerase complex
Molecular function (GO): alpha-1,6-mannosyltransferase activity
Source: RefSeq, a predicted model, not a curated record
AUGUUACUUCCAAAGGGCGGGAUGACGUGGAAGUCCACACAGGCCAAGCUUCCCCCAUGGAGGGCGGUAUUGAGCCUUCUGUCAAAGCCCCGAUUUAUACUCACCGCCGCGCUUCUGGGAUUGGUAAUGUUGCUGUGGAGAGGUAUCAGUCAUUCGGCGUCGGAGAUGCAGAGCUUCUAUUGUUUCGGACCGUCGAAACCUCCACAUAGAAUGACUGCCAACGAAAUGGUUGACUGGCAUGCCCAUAUGCAGACGCCUGUGUUGUUCAACCACCAUGAACCCUACGAGGUCAACUCAAGCACUAUUCAAACAGUUGAUCUUAACACUGUUCAUUCGACUCCCAAAGCUCUUCAAAACAAGGAACGGAUCCUCAUUCUCACUCCUCUUCGAGAUGCCUCGCAGUACCUAGGCAAAUAUUUUGAUCUCAUCUCUGAAUUGACCUAUCCUCACGAACUUAUCGAUCUAGCCUUCCUCGUCGGCGAUUCCAAAGAUGACACUUUGGCAGUCUUGUCAGCUGAACUGGAUCGGGUUCAAAGGAUGGGAGGAAAGAUUCCGUUCCGAAGCGCAAUGAUUGUCCAGAAGAACUUCGGGGUCACAAUGAAGAUGGAAAUUGAGGAAAAGCACGGCUAUGAAGCCCAAGCACCCAGACGGAAAGCGAUGGGGAAAGCUCGAAAUUUCCUUCUCUCUGCUGCUCUUAAGCCGGAGCAUUCUUGGGUGUAUUGGCGUGAUGUCGAUAUCGUGGACAGCCCGAAGAAGAUCAUUGAGGAUUUCGUGGCUCAUGACAAGGACAUUCUCGUUCCAAAUAUCUGGUUCCACCGAUAUGAUGAGCAUGGGCGGGAUAUCGAAGGUAGAUUUGAUUACAACUCAUGGAUUGAAUCCGACAAGGCGAGAAAGCUGGCUUCCACACUUGACAAGGACACCAUUCUCGUGGAGGGCUACAAAGAAUUUGAUACUGGACGGACAUACCUUGUCUCAAUGGGUGACUGGAGAAAGAAUAAAGAUGAAGAAGUUGAGCUGGAUGGCAUUGGCGGCGUUAACAUUAUCGUCAAGGCGGAUGUUCACAGAGCAGGUAUCAACUUCCCCUGCUAUGCAUUUGAAAACCAGGCCGAAACAGAGGGCUUUGCGAAAAUGGCGAAACGAGCAGGUUAUCAAGUCGUGGGACUUCCCAAUUACGUCGUCUGGCACAUUGACACUGAAGAGAAAGGUGGCAAUCUCGGCGGCCGCAAGGCCUAUUGA